CGGCCGUCCAAUCAGAGUGCGGGAUGCUUGGCAGCGUGUGUUUGUUGCUCGUGGGGCUAGCAGCGCAGACGCGUGAGCGAGGAGACUAGCCUAGUUAGAGAGGAAGGAGCUGAAUUUGGUCAUGGAUGCCAAUAAAGGUAAAGCAGAUCAAGCGACGCCAAAUCCAGGUGGACAGAUGGGCAAAUCUGUGGUACUCCCCUUUAUGGAAAGCAUGCUUCCCAAAGCAGUGAAGAGGCGAGUGCAUGCCUUAAAGAGACUACAGGAACAGUGUGCUCACAUUGAGGCCAAGUUCUACGAAGAGGUCCACGAGCUGGAGAGAAAGUAUGCAACUCUAUAUCAGCCACUAUUUGACAAGAGAAGAGAGAUUGUCGCAGGAGCAGUUGAACCCACAGACGAGGAGUGUGAAUGGCCGAUUGAUGAGGAUGAAGAAGAUGAACUUGCCGAGGAAGUAAAAGAAAAGGUUACAAUCGAGGAUGCAAAGAAGGAGGAAGCCACGCCAGAAGAAGACCCAAAAGGCAUCCCUGACUUCUGGCUCACCAUUUUCAAGAGUGUGGACAUGCUCAGUGACAUGGUGCAGGAACAUGACGAGCCCAUCCUAAAGCACCUGAGAGAUAUUCAAGUAAAGUUUUCUGAACCAGGACAGCCAAUGAGUUUCACAUUAGAGUUCCACUUUGAGCCCAACGGCUAUUUUAACAAUGCAGUCCUUACUAAAGUCUACAAGAUGAAAUCAGAGCCUGAAGCGUCAGAUCCUUUCUCGUUUGAGGGCCCAGAGAUCAUUGACUGUGAAGGAUGUCAGAUAGAUUGGCACAAGGGGAAGGACGUGACUGUGAAAGUUAUAAAGAAGAAGCAGAAGCAUAAAGGCCGUGGCACUGUGCGCACUGUUACCAAACAGGUUCCCAACGACUCCUUCUUCAACUUUUUUAACCCUGUCAAAGCCUCACCAGAUGGAGAAAUGGAUGAGGACUCUGAGUUGAACCUAACCACAGACUUUGAGAUCGGUCAUUUCUUCCGCGAGAGAAUAAUUUCCAGAGCGGUGCUGUAUUUUACCGGCGAGGCUCUGGAAGAUGACGAGAGUUUUGAAGAAGAAGAACUGGAAGAGGGAGACGAAGAGGAACAAGACGAGGAAGGUGAUGAAGAUGACGAAGAAGGAGAAGCUGACUCCAAGGCAUAAUCAGUCAUUCUCACUCCAUGCAUUUCUAGAAAGAACAGCCUCAGCCUGCCGAAUGCAAGCAGCAGUAACCGUGGUGAUAAGGAUAAGGGGAGGUGGAGACCUGUUGUCCAUCGAAUCGGUUCUCAGCCUGUGCAUUAGAUCUCUUAACUCCUGCAGGCUCUGCCCUUUUUACAAACUCUCAUCGGAACGCAAUAGAACCCAAACCUGUGUUUUUACUAAGCGCAUGACUUCUUUUUCUACGGUCGUGCGCCAUCUCGCUCCUUUUUAUUUGGCUUCAUUUGACAUCACAGCAGGAAAGGACUCUUAAUUAAAUUACCUUGGUAUCAAAUAGGUACAGUCAAUUCAUUUUUAUUGAAUUAGAUGUCCGGUGCAAAACUCAGAACAUUAUAUGCAGGAAGAUAGAGAAGGAAUUACUCAAAACUUUAUUUUUCAUGGAAAUAGGUCAAGUACUCAGGGGUUUUUAAUGCCAACAAGUAAAUUCAGUUUACCAGGAAACUGCUGAACAAGUUAGACGUAAUUGAUCACUGGGGUUGUUUUUCUUUCUUUUUUUUGUGUUAUGGUAUUAUUUCUUAAGGCAUACAAUGCACCAUUUUGAAUUUCAUUUGCUGUUUUACAUGUUCGUUAUGUCAGUGGACUAUUUAUUCUGGUGUCAUGCAACUGGAUGGGAUGUUUCAUGGUGAGGGAAUGCUUUAAGGCAUUAAAAGCUGAUGAUUAGCUUAAACCCUGUUUUAAGCUAAUAAGUAUUAUUUUUUUCCCCUCCUUUUCGACAAAAUAUGGAUAAUGGCAAGCAGUUUUUAGGAAUGCAUUUCACUACGUUGUCUGCUCACUCCUGCCCAGGUUAACUGGGCUUAACUAGCAUUUAAGCUGAGCACAAUACUAACCAGGGCUGUGCAACAGACAUGUAGGUAUACCUCUAAUACUAGCAUACAUUUCUUUUAUCUGUUUACCCCGUCAGCCCUGAAAGGCUCUUUGAACUUACUCCAAUGUGAAAUGGUUUGACACGGACACAUUUCUCUUUUUAUUUGCCUAUUUCCUGAAUUUAAACACCCUUUGUAGUGAAGACUUGCCUCAGAGUGGGUAGAAGAAAGCAGACCCUUCAAUUUUUGUAAUAAUUUGUACGAAAUGGCUUCUUUUAUCCAUCCAUCCAUAGAGUCUGUGUUGGGAUAGGGCAGGAAGCUUGGAUCAAAUAUAAGUUCUGUUGCCAAGAAGCCAAAUGUAAAGACAAACCCUGUGGAUUUUUUUGAAAUAGUUUGCUAGUUGAGGAAUGUAAUCUAAAGCACCAUUUAAAGCUGUUAAACAUAUAUACAUAUAGAUAUAUAUAUAUAGAAUUUUUCUGUUGACGUCUAAUGGUUCGGUGGAAAUAUUCAUGGAACAGGGUGCCAAUGUAUUUUCUCUUCUGCACAUGGAUUUUGGCUAUUUAUUUGGACACGUUUGCCUGAUGACUGUUCAUCGAUCGUAGUGACAGCAUUCCCUGUUUCCUCCCCUUCCCUCUUUUUAAAAAGAACGAUUGUACAUCUCAUCGGAUGGUUCAAAGGCCACGGUUCACGUCUUCAACUCUACUCCAUCAAACCGUGCGCUGGCGAUGGCCUUAACUGGUUCUUACUCACAAUUUGUUAGUUGCGCGAUGUUUCCUUUCAAUUUGUACAGAGUUAGUUACAAAUAUUCUAUUAAAGUUGUGCGACAUGG
This is a messenger RNA of Fundulus heteroclitus (mummichog), 2857 nucleotides long. RefSeq names its product nucleosome assembly protein 1-like 4a (gene nap1l4a). Lineage: Eukaryota; Metazoa; Chordata; Actinopteri; Cyprinodontiformes; Fundulidae. The transcript is spliced from 15 exons. Gene Ontology annotation, cellular component: chromatin; nucleus. The record is from RefSeq and is a predicted model, not a curated record. Gene Ontology annotation, molecular function: histone binding; chromatin binding. The coding region runs from base 122 to 1171 and encodes 349 amino acids. Gene Ontology annotation, biological process: nucleosome assembly.